AAAAAGCAGCAACGACCAAGCGCGCGCGCGAGCUUCGCUGAACGCGAGAAGCGGCGGCACCGAAAACCCAGGCUCUCAAAAAAAAAAAAAACAAACAAGACGCGUCCAGGUCAAACAUGCAUGCCUUUCCUGUGUGACUGCGUGCGAACACCGCGCAGCCGCCGGCCUUGUGCCGCCCCAGCCCUCGCCGCCAUGCUGGCCAUGCUGAGUCACGUACCGCCUCCCGUCGAGAUCCUGCAGUCGGACCUGCCCUGGUACCAGCGCUUCUGCGCCUGCCGACGCCAGCGAGAGAGCGGUUCGCUGCUCAACGAGGCGCUGGCCAAGCCCGCCGCGGCCGGAGCAGCGGGCAGCAGCACGCUGGACCGCCUCAAGACCAUCAGGUACAUCGAACGCUACCCCUGCGUCGUCGGAGACGAGCGCAACCUGAGGGUCUGCCUGGAGAACCUGAGCAACGCGCUGGGCGCCAGCAGCCCCGAGGUGGUGGUGGCGUCGGCCGACGCCCUCGCCUCGGUCCUCGAGAAGCACGGCUCCAAGAUGACCACGGCCAUGGUGGAGAGCGUGUUGAGGACGUCGUUCGACCAGCUUCUCUCGGCGCGGAUCAAGGUUCGGAACAGGUUCGUCGACGUGAUCGUGCUUCUGCUGAAGCAGCAUCCGGGCCACGCCUCCAGCAACCUCCUCUACCUGGCGCAGCAUUGCGACGAGUUGCAGACGGUGUGCGCCAUGGAAGCCUUCUGCCGCGUCAUUCAGACGCGCCACCUUAAGCUCCUCCCGCUCAAGUGCAUCUUUCACUACUUCUCCAUUCACAUCGACAGCAGCGACCCAAGCGUGCGUUCGUACGCGACGAAAGGCGUGACGCUGAUGGAUUUUUACUUUUGAGCGAGGCCGCUGUAAGGAUUUGCAUUAAAACGCAUCGUUGUGCCGGC
Molecule: messenger RNA, 923 nt
Organism: Dermacentor albipictus
Lineage: Eukaryota; Metazoa; Arthropoda; Arachnida; Ixodida; Ixodidae
Source: RefSeq, a predicted model, not a curated record